CUGAUAUAACUACUGCUGAUGUCACAAUGGCUGAUAUAACUACUGUUGAUGUCACAACAAUGACUGAUGCAACUACAGUUGAUGUCUGUGAUAACAAUUUAUGUGAGAACAACGCUACAUGUGUGCCAUCAAAUGAUACUAAUGAUGGUUAUAUAUGUGAUUGCUUAGAAGGUUAUAAUGGGACAUACUGUCAGAAUUUGGAUCCUUGCUACUCAAACCCUUGUCCAGAAGCUGCACGUUGUAUUGUGAAUGGAAGUAACUUUGAAUGUGAAUGUGUUGAUGGCUAUUAUGGACUAAAUUGUUCUGUAAUGUGUGAGCCCCGUGAUGAUUGUGAAGGACAUUAUGCAUGUGCUGUUGAUGGAAGCAAACUGUGUUUGGCCAACUGGACUGAUCCAAACUGUUUGACAUGGAAUGGAAAACCAUAUGAAUGUCUGGUAGAUACAGGGGUUGAAAUACCAGAGGGAGGUUUUACAGGGUGGCUCGGACCAUGGGUUGCUAGCUAUGACUGUGAUGGACAAAACUUCAAUGUCCAAUGGAACAUUGAGAGCAUGAAUUUAUUAAACACUAAACCAACAGGACAAUUGAUUUACUGGCUAGAUGAUUACUCAAUAAAUAACACACAACAAUUCAUGGGAACUGUAAUCGAAAACAAAGGCACAGUUCUAUUUAUGAGAAUGAGUAGUGAUAAUAUGUCUGAGUACAACUCAAUGAAUGGACAGAUUGAGCUAAAUAAUUCAAGCCAGGUUUUAACCUUUACUCCAGCAAGAGGUGGACCAUGCUUUGAAAGAGCAUUUGACAUGAUACGGCCCACAGAAACCACAAAGGCAUGUCUGAACAAUGCAACAUGUGUACAAAAUGGCACUGAGGCAGACGAGUUUUACUGCUGUUGUCCUGAUGGCUUUAAAGGAGAUAGGUGUGAGAUUGAAACAGAUGUUGACAUGUGUGACCCCAAUCCGUGCCAGAAUAAUGGUACAUGCUACAGUGAAAAUGAUACAUUCAAUUGUACAUGUGAAGAUAACUACUUUGGUAAAACAUGCAGCACAUAUUGUGAGCCACGAGACAAUUGUAGUGGUCACUACACUUGCAGUAAAAUUGAUGGGAAAAUUGAAUGUCUUGAUGGCUGGACAGGUGAAACAUGCAACAAUCAAAUUGAAGAGCUAGAGUGUAAAGUAGAAGAAAUAGUUCCAAAGUUUACUGAUAAGGAUUGUAUGAUAAUCACAAACUGGCGUUUCCGUAACAUAUCACGAUCUACCUUCAUCCAGCAAACUGAAGCUUGUACUGGUACAACUCAGACAUUAUGUGAACUGCCAAAGGAGGGAUCAGAAUGCCCCAUAGGUUUCAAUAUUACAGUUGGGCAAAGUUGCUACUUCAUGAAUUUGGAUUGGCAAACUUCACAUGCA
Owenia fusiformis is the source of this 1400-nucleotide messenger RNA. The record is from the annotation of a GenBank genome assembly. NCBI's taxonomy places the organism in Eukaryota, Metazoa, Annelida, Polychaeta, Sabellida, Oweniidae.